AAGAACCAAGAGUAUAUUUCCAGCACAGUGAUAGAGUAUUACAAUGAUGAAGUCGUUACAGUUACUAGUGUGUCUUCUACUUUCCCACCUGUGUGUCGGAACUCCACUAGGCAAUGCGAAGUCCAAUAGCUUCUUGUCGGAGAUUUUUCCUAGAGCGGCUGACGUGUGUACUAACGUUUGUGACGGAAGUUGUAAAAGCGAGUGCCCGAUCGGCGAGUUGGUCGGUUCAACCGAAUGCACAUGUAAAAACAAUCGCGGAGUAUGCUGUAUAACCGAUCCCCAGAUUGAUGACUGUUCCGACUGUGGCGGCGUAUGUAAAAGAGCUUGUGGCCCAAAUGACGUUGAGGGCGGUGCUGCAUGUGAAUGUGGUAAUGGAAAAAAAUGCUGCAUAUCUCUCGAAGUUCCGGAACCAACUAAAGAUGGAUCUGGGCGAGGGGAUCCACAUUACCGAACGUUCGAUAGCAAGAAGUUUAGUUUCCAAGGAAACUGUUCCUAUAUAUUAAUGAAAAACUGUGGACCGAGGAAAAGUACUGCGUUCCAAGUUGAAGUAAUACAGAGAGGUCGGGACGGUGAAGAAGUGACACGGGUCUGGGCUGUCACAGUACGCAUUGAUCGCCACAUCAUCGAAAUGGGCCAGAACAAUUCAAUUAUUAUUGAUAAAAAGGUCACAUCAUUGGAUUCACUGCCAAGGUCACUGAUCAUCGCUGAUAGUAAUGUCAUCCACAUUAAAUUAAUCGAUGAUGUUAUCAACGUAGAAAUGCCAUCUAGAUUUAACGUCAUGUGGGACGGCGACCGAUUUGUUGAUAUUCACAUUGAGCCAUUGCUGUAUGGAAACGUGUGUGGUCUCCUAGGCAACGCUGAUGACGAUCCAACCAAUGAUUUCAAAGACGCCAAUGGAAAACUUUUGGAUAACGUCGAUGAUUUCACCAACUCGUGGAUAGUACCGGGAAGGUAA
This is a messenger RNA of Saccoglossus kowalevskii, 955 nucleotides long. Its product is annotated as BMP-binding endothelial regulator protein-like. The record is from RefSeq and is a predicted model, not a curated record. Lineage: Eukaryota; Metazoa; Hemichordata; Enteropneusta; Harrimaniidae.